Messenger RNA from Drosophila erecta, 807 nucleotides. RefSeq names its product glutathione S-transferase 1 (gene GstE6). The transcript has a single exon. Gene Ontology annotation, biological process: glutathione metabolic process. NCBI's taxonomy places the organism in Eukaryota, Metazoa, Arthropoda, Insecta, Diptera, Drosophilidae. The record is from RefSeq and is a predicted model, not a curated record. The coding region runs from base 54 to 722 and encodes 222 amino acids. Gene Ontology annotation, molecular function: glutathione transferase activity.
UGAGUUCUACAUCAGUUACGGGUCAGUUUGAAAAGAGGCCCCACUGCGACAAGAUGGUUAAAUUGACCUUAUACGGCUUGGACCCCAGUCCCCCAGUUCGCGCUGUAAAACUGACUUUGGCCGCUCUAAACCUAACGUACGACUAUGUAAACGUUGACAUUGUGGCUCGUGCCCAACUUUCUCCGGAAUACCUGGAGAAGAAUCCGCAGCAUACGGUGCCCACCCUGGAGGAUGACGGUCAUUACAUCUGGGACUCGCAUGCCAUCAUGGCCUAUUUGGUCUCCAAAUAUGCUGAUUCCGAUGCCCUAUACCCGAAAGAUCCUCUCCAGCGGGCAGUUGUGGAUCAGCGACUGCACUUUGAGUCCGGAGUGGUCUUUGCCAAUGGCAUAAGGACCAUUUCCAAAUUAGUUCUCUUCCAGGGACAGACGAAGGUACCCAAGGAGCGAUACGAUGCCAUUAUCGAGAUCUAUGACUUCGUAGAAACCUUUCUCAAGGGACACGAUUACAUCGCUGGAAAUCAACUGACCAUUGCGGACUUCAGUCUCCUUUCAUCUGUGUCCUCCAUUGAGGCCUUUGUGUCCUUGGAUACGGCCAAGUAUCCCAGGAUAGGUGCUUGGAUCAAAAAGCUGGAACAGCUACCUUACUACGAGGACGCCAAUGGCAAGGGCGUCCGCCAGUUGGUGGCCAUUUUCAAGAAGACUAACUUCACAUUCGACAACUGAUAUGUAUCUUUCACACCAAAUACAGUCACAAUAAAGAAUUGUUAAGAAAACGUGCUAGUAACGCACAUUUUUGUGGUGAAAUAAA